Messenger RNA from Closterium sp. NIES-67, 2658 nucleotides. NCBI's taxonomy places the organism in Eukaryota, Viridiplantae, Streptophyta, Zygnematophyceae, Desmidiales, Closteriaceae. The record is from the annotation of a GenBank genome assembly.
CAACUGAGACCUGACCUGACACACAGCGGCUUGUUCCUCGGAGCUAGGUCCUGCUUUGCUGCUCCUGCUGGCAUCAUUGCCGCGGCCGUCCCUGUAGGAUCAACCUAAUCAUCACCUUUCCGUGCUGAUCCCAGUCCUGUCGCGUGGCAUUCCUCUUCGCGACAAGUUGUUUCCUGGUUACUUUUGAGUCGAAAGUCACCUGGGUUCGGCGCGCCAUGGCGCAGCUCAUGCGUCCAGCGGCAAUGCCGCGCGCGUGCGCGUCAGAUCUGUCCGUCAGAAACCUCGAAGCGAGAUUAGAGCCGUACCUCGGUCUACCACGGGCUGCUUCCGUUAAACGGCACGACCCUCACGGCUCGCUUUCUCGAUCUCGUACUUUCCGAUUCCCUGCUCCGGCCGGCAGACGAGCUUUAUCCGUCAGAAGCGCUGCUGAUCCAAGCCAAGCCAAUGAGCUGGAUGGACUCAAAGUUUCGCCGAACUCGUCAGGCAAGCCUUCAGGCGGCGACAUGAUGAAGCUCUUCAACGACGCUCAACAGAACAUGCUGUACCUGAACAAGCAGCGCCUGAUAGCGCUGGACGAGCUGCACAAGGCGGAGCAGGAGCGCGAGUACCUGGCGGCGCGGGUGGCGCAGCUGCAGGCGGAGGCGGAGGCGGGCGAGGCGCAGCGGGAGCUGCUGGAGGAGCGCCUCAGGGCCGCGGACCUGGGGGUCGCCGCAGCGCCCAGCAGUAGCAACAUCAGCAUCACUACCAGUGCAGCAGCAGGCGCAUCAGGCAGCAAGACGUCAGACCCGUCAUCCGUGUGGAGUCGCCUGCUGCUGCGCGUGGACGGGCUGCUGCUCUCUAAGGCCAUCAACGAGGGGCAUGCACAGGCGCUCAGAGGACUCGCUGCCGCCAGGGACGCCCGGGCUGCUGACGUGUACGCUGACGUGGAGGCGCUGGAGGAUGGGCAGGUGGUGCGGCCGCUGCUGGGACUCAUCGAUGGCAGCAGGAGGACCCUGCACGUGGUGCAUCUGUGCACGGAGCUGGCCCCAGUGGCCCAGGCGGGCUCGCUGGCCACGUGGAUGGCGGGGCUGUGCUGCGCGCUCAGGAGGAAGGGCCACCUGGUGGAGGUCGUUCUGCCGCUCUACUCGAGUCUGGACACGAGUGCCAUAGAGGCCUUCAGGGAGGCGCCAGGCGAGAUAAUGUCCUUCUUUGAUGGGAAGUGGCACAAGAAUAAGAUCUACACUGGCACGGUGCACGGGGUGCCAGUGACGUUCAUCCACCCGCUGCACCCGGCUGCCUUCUUCCAGCGGGACCAGCUCUACGACUACGAGGAUGACUUUGAACGCUUCACCUACUUCACCCGAGCGGCCCUGGAGUAUCUGCAGCAGCAGGGCAAGCAGCCGGACGUGCUGCAUCUGCACAACUGGCACACGGCCAUCGCUGCGCCGCUCUUCUGGGACAUCUACCACCACCAGGGCAUGCCCGAUACACGCAUCCUCUUCACCUGCCACGACGCGCGCUACCAGAACGCCCAGCCAGCUUCCAAGCUGUCGCUGGUGGGGCUGGACCCCUCGCAGCUCAACCGACCCGACAGGCUGCAGGACAACCGCGACCCCGCCCUCGUGAACCUCCUAAAGGGCGGCAUAGUGUAUUCCAACAAGGUCACCACGGUCUCGCCCAUGUAUGCCAGCGACAUGAAGUCGCGCGAGUACGGCUGCACCCUCGACGCCACUGUCGCCAUCCACAGCCAAAAGUUCGUCGGGCUGCCGUCCGGCCUGGACCAAACCAUCUGGGACCCGGCCCGGGACCUCGCCCUUCCCGUGCCGAUCGCAGCCUCGGACCCCAUGCCUGCCAAGGCUGUGGCUCGGGCGGAGUUUCGGAGGCGGAUGGGGCUGCCGGUGAUUGACUCGGCAUCGGGGCAGGAGCGGCCCGUGGUGGCGUAUGUGUCGCCGCAGAUAGGCGAGGCAGAUAUGGACCUCAUCCGCGGCGCCCUCAGCUGCGCGCUGGCCUACCAGGCUCAGUUUGUUCUGGUGGGGGCAGCGCGGUCGCCCAAAGUGCAGAUGGCCCUUGAGGAACUGCAGAGAGGGCAGCAGGACCCCAACGUGCGGCUGGAGAUAGCGUAUGAGGACAGCUUGGCGCACCUCACAGUGGCAGCAGCGCACGUGCUGCUCUGCCCGCCUCUCAGAGACCCGUCCUCCCAGCUGCCACUCGUGGGGGCGUGCUACGGAGCCGUGCCUGUGGCGCGCCAACUGCUGGGAACACCUGACAGCCUAGUGGACGUGGAUGAUCCGCGGAGGGGCGCCACCGAGGGAGUGGGGUUCUUCUACGCCUCCGACAAGCCGGCUGAUGCCGUCUCCGCCCUCACACGCGCUCUCAAGCUCCUGAAGGGUAAUCCGCAACGGUGGGAAGCGGUCACCAAGAUGGCGAUGUCUCUGGAUACCAGCUGGGAUGCCCGUAGCUCCGAUGCGUACGUUGAUGCUUACUUGUCCAUCAGGCGCUGCUAGUGGACUCCUGAUUGGACACUUAAGAUGUACGGCAUCCACUGUCCAAUACGACUGAUUAGGCAUGCCGCAUGUGUUAUUAGUGUGCCGUUUUCACUCAAACAUAUAUCUCAAGAACCAGGCCGAAGGCCCAGCAUUGGGGUGUGUAAUGCAUGAAUCUUAUACUGCACCAAAACAU